AUGGCGCCUCAGAACAUGCCGGCACAGCAGGGGCCCGUUGGGCAAAUCGGGUUUCCGAUCCAGAACCUGGUGUUGGAUAACAUGAAUAUGGUCGUCGUCGUGUACCAUGACGUCCGAGUUCGCAUGGUCCGUGGGGAAGGGGUGCCCGUGCUGCUGGCUCAAGCAGAAGUUCUUAAUAUCCCGACGUUGGUGGAACUCCAACUAGCGGUCACACUCUUGUUGGGUAUGGUUGGGAGCCAAUUGCUAAAUAUAUGGAUAUCGAAGACGGCGCUCACAGAGAAUCUGAAGCCGGAAGACUUAUAUUGUCCACAAGACAUACUUUGUAUCGCGGACGAUUGCAAGGCGCAAGAAGAGGAUAAGGAGAUCCUUGAGAGAAAUGCGUUUUGUAAAGUGACAAAACAUGAGGGGUGCCAUUGCCGGAAUAUCAACUAUCCUCAUAUCACUCUAGUCAAACCCGACUACAUGGACGCGCAAUAUGAGUGGUUAGAGCAGCUCAUCAAACUCGCUGACAUGCUACCAUUCGAGCCCAAGUGCAAUGGCGCGCUGCAGGAAGCUGAAGUACUCAGGUUAAAUUGA
Mytilinidion resinicola is the source of this 576-nucleotide messenger RNA. RefSeq lists its product as uncharacterized. The transcript is spliced from 2 exons. The record is from RefSeq and is a predicted model, not a curated record. The coding region runs from base 1 to 576 and encodes 191 amino acids. NCBI's taxonomy places the organism in Eukaryota, Fungi, Ascomycota, Dothideomycetes, Mytilinidiales, Mytilinidiaceae.